AUGCAGAAGGAAGUUCCAAAUCAGAAUUGCAUAAAGAAGUUGGAGGAGGCAGUGAAGCACAUGCUUAAUGACGAAGGUAUGGAUCCAUUGGACAUGCUUGAAUUAAUUGAUGAAAUUCAACGUCUAGGCAUGGGAUAUCGUUUCAGAAAGAGUACAAAAUGUGCCCUUGAUAGAAUUAUAUGUUCAGAAAAAGUGAUGAAGAAAAUGGAUCAUAGUAUGCAUACUUGUGCUCUCUACUUCACCCUCCUCAAACAACAUGGGUGCGAGGUUUCUGCAGAUAUUUUCCAGAAUUUCAAGGACCAUAAUGGCAACUUUAGAGGAAACCUGGUCCAGGACGUCCCAGGAAUGUUAAGGUUGUAUGAAGCUUCAUAUGUUGCAUAUAAUGGGGAGAAUAUAUUAGAUGAGGCCAGAGAAUUCACAACUAUAAACCUCAAAGAAAUGCUGGGAAAAAUUGACAUGAAAAUGUGUACACGAGUGAGCCAUGCCUUGGAAAUUCCAUUCCAGCGCAGAAUGCAGAGGCUGGAAACCAGGUGGAAUAUUGAAUCAUACGCGAAAAAAGACGGAGCAAAUAGACUUCUACAUACACUAGCAAUAUUGGAUUUUAACAUGGUCCAGUCCAUGCUCCAAAGAGAUCUCCAACAAGUCUCAUGUUGGUGGAAGGAUGUGGGCUUAGCAAAUAAGUUGUACUUCGCAAGAGACAGGCUGAUGGAAAGCUUCUUUUGGUCAGUUGGAAUGGUAUUUGAACCACAAUUCAGUGAAUGCCGAAAAGGUUUAACCAAAGUGGUUAAACUAAUCACUAUAAUAGAUGAUGUUUACGAUGUUUAUGGAUCCCUUGAAGAACUCGAACAAUUUACAGAUGCUGUUGAGAGAUGGGAUAUCAAUGCUUUGCAGCAUCUUCCUGACUACAUGAAGAUAUGCUUUUUUGCUCUUUAUAAUACUGUUAAUAGCAUGGCAUAUGAUGUUCUUAAGGAACAAGGUCAGAUCAUCCUUCCUCAGCUCAAAAAAGUGUGGGCAGAUUUAUGCAAAGCGUUCUUAAAGGAAGCACAAUGGAAUUACAAUAAACAUAUACCUACGUUUGAUGAGUAUCUUAGUACUGGAUGGAUUUCAUCAUCUGGACCACUUCUACUUGUUCAUGCCUACUUUCUGAUGGCUAAAAAUAUUACAAAUGAAUCUAUAGAAUGCUUCAACAGUUACCCUGCUCUCUUACGCUACCCAUCCACAAUUUUUCGUCUGUCCAGUGAUUUAAGUUCCUACAAGGCCGAGACUGAGAGAGGUGAAACUGCAAAUGCAAUUUCAUGUUACAUGCAUGAAAAUGGUGUCUCUGAGGAAGUUGCUUGUGAAUACAUAAAGAGUUUGAUUGAUGAGAAUUGGAAGAUGAUGAAUAAAGAAUUGGUAUCGCAUUCCCUCUUCGAAAAGCCCUUCAUUGAAAUAGCUAUAAACCUUGCUCGAAUAGCUCAAUGUCAAUACCAGUACGGAGAUGCUCACAGUGAUCCCAAUGUCGAAUCGAUAAAUCGAGUUUUGUCAGUUAUUAUUGAACCCAUUCAAUUGAUAUAACCAUAGAACUACAUAUAAAAUGAGAUAAAAGAUAGUUAAUUCCAAGUAAAAUUGUUGAGAAAAGAUUAUUAUCUUUUUCAAGAAGAAUUAAUAAAGUGUGAUGCUUCAAAAUCAGUAUUCGAGCGUUGGGUAA
Olea europaea var. sylvestris is the source of this 1687-nucleotide messenger RNA. Its product is annotated as isoprene synthase, chloroplastic-like. Gene Ontology annotation, biological process: diterpenoid biosynthetic process. Gene Ontology annotation, molecular function: magnesium ion binding; terpene synthase activity. Lineage: Eukaryota; Viridiplantae; Streptophyta; Magnoliopsida; Lamiales; Oleaceae. The record is from RefSeq and is a predicted model, not a curated record. The coding region runs from base 1 to 1554 and encodes 517 amino acids. The transcript has 6 exons.